AUGAGCGUCGAUGUGGAUGCUAGCGACAUCGACAUCAAUCAAUGUGACCAGUUGUCUGUGGGGGAAAACGUGUCUGUGUGGCAGAUGGAUACUUUCCUGGGCACGCACAAGUGCCACAACCAGACGAGCAAGUGCGUAUUUACCCCUGGUUAUGGCUGGGCUCGAGGUUCCUACAAGUGCCAUUGUAGAGAUGGUUUUUAUUCAGCAACUGGAAAACCCAUUUUCAACGGUACUCUUGUCGAAUCUGCAUUCAAGGACAAGAUGACGUUAAACAGUCCGACUUAUGACAUGUUAUUCGUAUGCAAAAGAUGUCAACCUGGCUGUGAUUUUUGUGAAGACGAUUCUCCUUGCUUAGCUAAUUACAAUUGGGCUUUCAGGAUAUCAUUACUGACUAUCACUUUGAUUUGUAUUUUCCUGACACUCAUCUUAACGUACUAUGUCUAUCGCUAUAGGAAACUCAAAGUAAUCAACGUAGCCAGUCCUAUUUUCCUAUGUAUCACCCUGGCUGGUUGUAUUAUCAUGUAUUCCGAAAUGGCUGCAAUAUUUCCAGUUUUAUCUAUGUACAGCUGCAUAGCUACAAAAUGGACUCGCCACAUGGGAUUUUGCUUAACUUACAGCGCGCUAUUAUUAAAGACUUGGAGGGUGUCAUUGACGUAUCGUGUCAAGUCUGCGCAUAAAUUGAAAUUGACGGACAAGCAACUGCUACAGUGGCUGUUUCCAAUUCUUCUGGUUAUGGCCAUUUAUUUGGGCACAUGGACGAUCUCUUCUCCACCGGCAGCUGUCUACAUUAAAGAUUGGGACCAGCUGAAGUUCAAGCAAUGCGAUUACAACUGGUGGGACCAUAGUUUGGCCAUAGGCGAGUUUCUCUUCUUACUUUGGGGCAUCAGAGUUUGCUACAACGUUAGAAACGCUGAGUCCGUCUUCAACGAAGCCAAACACAUUAGUUGGGCUGUUCACAGCAUCACGAUUGUCAACAUCAUCAUGGUCAUGAUACAUCUUGUCAUCCUUCCGAACGCUGGACCAGACAUCAAAUAUUUGUUCGGUUUUGUACGAACGCAGCUCAGCACAACAAUCACAGUCAUUCUCAUUUUCGGACCUAAGUUUUAUAGAGUUAUCAAAGGACAAGGCGACGUGUGGGACAACAGAGCUCGCGCCCGCGGAGUCACUGCUUCUUUCUCUCUGAACGGAGUGGGUCCCGUUUAUGAAGAACCUCAAGAUCUCUAUCAAGAAAACGAAGAGCUCAAGGAGGAGGUGCAGAAGCUAGCUUCGCAAAUCGAAUUCAUGAAAAUCGUACACAUGGAGGUGAACAACCGACACCUGAAGCCAAAACAUGGAGGCUUCUUUAGCCAAACGACCAGCAAUCAGAGUCCUGUUAUCAAAAACAUAUACAUGAAGUUCGAAAGUACAGAUUCACCUGGCUCCAGAAUCUCGCCAGCAGCCGAACUCGUCAGUGAAAAAGUGUGA
Uloborus diversus is the source of this 1464-nucleotide messenger RNA. Its product is annotated as probable G-protein coupled receptor CG31760. Gene Ontology annotation, biological process: G protein-coupled receptor signaling pathway. Gene Ontology annotation, molecular function: G protein-coupled receptor activity. Gene Ontology annotation, cellular component: membrane. The transcript is spliced from 10 exons. The record is from RefSeq and is a predicted model, not a curated record. NCBI's taxonomy places the organism in Eukaryota, Metazoa, Arthropoda, Arachnida, Araneae, Uloboridae. The coding region runs from base 1 to 1464 and encodes 487 amino acids.